Molecule: messenger RNA, 3138 nt
Organism: Hyposmocoma kahamanoa
Lineage: Eukaryota; Metazoa; Arthropoda; Insecta; Lepidoptera; Cosmopterigidae
Gene: Kua
Product: transmembrane protein 189
Exons: 4
Coding region: 79-1023 (314 amino acids)
Molecular function (GO): oxidoreductase activity
Source: RefSeq, a predicted model, not a curated record
UCGAUAGAUAUUGUUAUUCUGCAAUAUUUAGUAUUUUCUUAGUGCCUUGUUAGUGCGUUGUAAUUACAGGAAAUAGUGAUGGCGCUACCGUUGCCGAUACCUCCGUGUGCAAAGAGGGAUGGCAUAAGUGGUAUAGGAUGCGAACGUUUUGAUUAUGCGAGUACGAUGGCUACAACUUUGCUUGCACCGGUUAAAACCGAACGGCAGAUCCUUGAACAUUCAAUGUCUGAGGACGAUCCGAAUGCAAAUACACAACCCCCGACCGAAGGUGGCUCGGAACUCCGCUGGGGCCCGCGCCACAAAGGAGCACAGGAGUUGGCUGAAUUGUAUAGUCCAGGCAAGCGACUACAAGAAUGGGUCUGUGUGGUGGUUUGUUGUACGUUAUGUAUAGGCGCCGGCAUCCUGAUGGCGAAGCAUAUUCGGGCGGACGCGUCAUUACUACUUGCAGCUCUCGCUGGCGUUCUAACAGCAGAUUUUGCUUCUGGUAUAGUGCACUGGGCUGCUGACACUUGGGGAGCGGUUGACCUACCCGUUAUUGGCAAAAAUUUCUUGCGACCAUUCCGCGAACAUCACAUCGAUCCAACCUCGAUCACGCGUCAUGACUUCGUGGAGACGAACGGUGAUAACUUUGCUAUCACUAUUCCCGUGCUGGGAAAAAUCGUGUGGCAGCUCCUCACUUACGACAAACUCGUCAUCGAUGAGCAGUUCCACUGGAUUGCUUAUUGGUACCUUUGCUGUAUUUUUAUCGCUAUGACAAAUCAGAUUCAUAAAUGGUCGCACACAUAUUUCGGCUUGCCCGCAUGGGUGGUGUUUCUCCAAGAGUGGCACAUAGUGCUUCCACGCCGCCACCACCGCAUCCACCACGUGGCGCCGCACGAGACUUACUUUUGCAUUACUACCGGCUGGCUCAACUGGCCCCUGGAGAAAUUACACUUCUGGUCCAUUUUAGAGAACAUUAUCGAAGCUUUAACCGGCUGCAAGCCACGCGCCGACGACAUGAAAUGGGCCCAAAAGCGUUCCUAGAACACAUCCCUGUCGUCAGACGUUUUUAUAUUAAACUCGUCCACAUUUACCAAAUCAAUUAUUAAAAGUAGUAAAAUAUACGUUUUGCUAAUAAAGGUAGUCAAGCUAAUGUGAUUAGUUAAUAUGCUGAAGUAAUCAAGUAAGUAACUAAGUAUACAAUUAUUUAUUUUUGUUUACAUGAUUUAUUAUAAAAAUUUCUUAAAAAAUUGGAAACCAUAAAUUAAAUUUCCUGACUAUGAAAUUUUUGUUUACAUGAUUUAUUAUAAAAAUUUCUUCAAAAAUUGGAAACCAUAAAUUAAAUUGCCUGACUAUGAAAUAACAAAAAGCAAAAGUCUAUUUUAUGGAUCAGAAGAGUAUUUAUAUUUGAAGAGAAAUAAUAAUUUUUACGGUGAUGUGUGAUUUGUAGCUUGCCUAGCUUAUUUUAGACCACUAGAUGUGGAUUUAAGGUACACUAGACCACUAUGGUGCUGGUUAACUUGUUUGUUUUAAGCACUUAGGUCAAUUGUAAAUAAUUAUACAGAUUUAUAUGAUGCUAUCGCAUAAAAUGGUAGACGAGCAUAAAUAAUGUUGAAAACAAAGAUUGCUACGGUAAUGAGUGCCAUUAAUUAUAAAGAAAAUAAAUCGAGCCAGUGAAAUACCCCACAAAUGAACGAGGAACAAAAUAUAGGAUAUGCCAUAUUUUUAUUACGUAAAUAAUUAUACUACACAUAAUAAAGCUAAACUAAUUGUAUUCUACCUCGCUCUCAGUGCGAAGAAUAUAUUUAAGUGUUAUAUUAAACUAGAGAGCUUACCUAUUGACUAUUUAUCUAUGCUUAAAAAUGACAAAUUAUGUAUGUAUGAAUAAAAUGAUAAUAAUAAAUAGCAAAUAAUACGAGGGUGAAUCUAAUUAAUUGAACUUUAAACAUGUAAAAAACUGAAAUGAGUGCACGUUUAACGAUAAAUCUCUUCAGUAGUAUACGUGACAUACCUUAUACGUGUAUAAUUAUCAAUUUUACGAUGAACCACUACAAAAUAUAACUCGUCAUUCUUAUAAUUACCUAGUUGCAUUUCCUUUAAAUGAAUAAAUAAAUAGUAAGUUUUACGUGCCAAAGUUCAUAAUAUGUAUUCACACAGCAUUUAUAGACAUCAUAUAAGCCUAUGACGACAGCUUAAGAUUUAAUCUUGAUUCACCUUCGUAUAUGAUGGUACCUCAAAAGUUGGUUCUGAGAGUACGUACCUACGUAAGUAUAUGCCUUAUAACUACUAUUUUUACACCUAAUAUAAAAAAGUUGUUUCAAACUCUAGACACGAAUAAGAGUUUGCUUAAUAUUUGUAAAAUUUUGAUGGAACUUUUACGACGAAUCUGUUUCAAUAAAAUAACGAAUUUUAAAACUCUAUUGUGUCUGAUAUGAUUAUAAUACUAAUAUUCACUAUAAGAAUUAUGCGUGCUGCUGUAUCAAGCGUGCAGCUUAACAAUAAUUGAUUUAAGGACAAGUCACGGUAAAGGCCACCAAUAUGCUGCUCAGCUCAGAUAAAACAUUAGAGAGUGUAAAUAAGGUUUACAAGAGACGGCACUUUCUGAUGUUUUUUAUACAAUUAAAAAUUAGCACUAACGUCACUUGCGCCCGCUUGGUAUAUCGGACACCUCAAUGCCUUUGUUGAACGUUCAAAAUUGUCAAGUUGCUUUAUACCUUUUGGUCGCUACUACAUUGUAAAAUAAUAUUGCUGUAUUUUUAUAAUCUCUUUUUACAUGACAUAUAACUACAGUUGUGGUUCUCAGUACGUUAUAAGCGAUUAAUUUUAUAUAAGUUUGAUCUAGUUUAAAUGAGAAUUCCUAUUAAUUAAGAACUGUGCAAAUAAUUACAGUAAUUAUUCGUAAGUAUUUGUAGGGUAUUUAUAAGGUAUUUACUUUUACGAUCAUGUCAGAAAACUUGUUUUUUUUAAGUUUUUUUGAACGAUAUCUAUGUACUAGCGUUACAGCCUUUGGUUUUAUUUUGGGUUAUUUGUCUGAGAAUCACACUGUCGAUUUUAAAAUAGGUAGUUAUCCAUUUGUGAUAAACAAUAAUCAAUAUUAUAUGCAAUCUAAAUUUAUACCAAAUGGAUAGGUACAUUUUAUGUAACACGUGAUUAUUUUUU